Molecule: messenger RNA, 1602 nt
Organism: Eleginops maclovinus (Patagonian blennie)
Lineage: Eukaryota; Metazoa; Chordata; Actinopteri; Perciformes; Eleginopidae
Gene: gnptg
Product: N-acetylglucosamine-1-phosphate transferase subunit gamma
Cellular component (GO): Golgi apparatus
Source: RefSeq, a predicted model, not a curated record
UCUGUCAUCUGACCAGCGAACACCAAAGUAGGAAAUGUAGAAAACAGCACGAUAGCCCAUUUUAGUCAGUAAAAUAACAACCAUGCACUUUGUGUGUAACGGAAUUCAUCCUUUAUUAAGACUUGUGGUGGUCUGUGCGUCUCUUUUCAUUAACCAUGGAUUGGCUGGUAAAAUGAAGAUCGUCGAGGAGCCAAACACAUUUGGGUUGAACAAUCCCUUUCUUUCUCGGAGCAGACUACAGCCUAAAGUGACCCCAUCUCCAGUGUCUGGCCCUGCACAUUUUCAUCAGCUCGCUGGGAAGUGCUUCAUUCAUACAGAGUCAACGUAUAAAUAUGAAUUCUGUCCAUUUCACAACAUCACCCAACAUGAGCAAUCAUUUAGAUGGAAUGCCUACAGUGGGAUACUUGGGAUCUGGCAGGAGUGGGAAAUGGUAAACAACACUUUCACAGGCAUGUGGAUGAGAGACGGGGAUGCUUGUGGAACGAGAAACAGGGAAACAAAGGUGAUUUUUGUCUGCAGUGCAAGCAGCAAGCUCGCCCAGGUCUCAGAGCCCAGUACCUGUGUGUACUCGCUCACCUUCGAGACCCCACUUGUUUGCCAUCCACAUUCCCUUUUAGUGUACCCAACACUGAGUGAGACGCUCCAAAAAGAAUGGGAUGAGGCUGAGCAGGCUCGCUAUGAAGGUCUCAUUACUGAGCAGGGAUACAACAACCUUUUGAAGGGUAUUUUUGAGGAUGCCGGUCUCCUGAAGAGCGAAAAGGUGAAGAUAAAGCUACCAGAAGUUGUAGCUGAUUCAGGAACACACAACUCCUUACAUAAAUGUACAGAGGAUCUCGAAAAACAGCGAGAAGAGGUUAAAAGACUGCGCUCUCUCCUCACUCAACACAACAUUCCCUUUGAUUCAGAGCAAACACAUGAACCAAAAGGCCAAACAACUACAACAGUUAAAGAGCAACACCCACGGGGAGACCACGGCCUUCUGGAUCAGCUGUGAGAAAUAUCCCAGAGCGAGUCACCGAGUCCUUUUUAAAGCACCGGAGUGGAGAUUUCUUUUAUCAAUGUAAGCAUCAAAGAAUGUGGCUGGACAUUAUCGCUGUCACUGGUGAAGAAUGAAACAGUGACACUGAGAAAAACGAACAUAUUUGUGGAUUUCAAACUUGUCAGACUCUAGCGUUUUUUCCAGGUGGGGUAUUGACCCUCAGCUGGAUCUCUCGAGACUUUUCAUCAUUUUUUUUUUACAAAGUUUUGAGGGAGGAGUAAAACUCUCACAUGUAAAGAUUGUUAUUCAGUACUGUACUUUGUCGUUGCUGCAUACAGAAACUGGAUGUCCUGCUCCAGGUAUACAAGAAAACAUCUAUAACAGGAUGAAUGGACAGGACAUUAAGCAUUUAAUUAAAUAACUUGUAUUUGUGUUAUGUGUACCAGAACUAAAGACAAGCGCAAUGGUGAACAAUCUUGAAAGAAAUAAGCUUAUGGUGAUAUUUUUGUGUGAGUCUUGAUACAGUGAGGAACUUAUUUAAACGCCUUUGAAUGUUAAGUGUGCUGUAUUUGGAUGCAUUUCUUAUAAUACAGGAAGUGAUGUCAACAACCUGAAAUUACAAA